CGUAACUAUUGUUUCCAAACUGCGUCACCCACUCCAGUCAGCAGAUGGCGAUGAGCGUCUUUCCGGUGAUGCUACUUGCGUGACGUAUAAUGGACUGGACGGACGCUUCUUCAGGAACAGCUUCUCUUCUCUUUCAACCACCUCGGUAGCUUGCUAGCCAACAUAAAACUGAAACAUUGACGCUUUAGACCAUGUUAAUGUACAUUAGCUAAUCUCAGUGUUGUACACACAGUUCAGUUGACGUGUCAACUGGUUAACUUUAACCUAAUUUGCUUGUUUAAUUUGCAAACGUGUUAAAGAUUGAUACUGAGGUUAGCACUAGGCUAGUCGCUAAUGCUAACUAGCUAACAUCCCUGAUCAUGAGUUCACUAAACUACUCCUCCCUUGCUAAAGAAGAGGAGGUCUGCUGUAUGGAGAAUGAAGCUCUGGGACUGAACAUUGUCGUGGAAGAUGAAGAUGAUGUUAUUGAGGAAACAGAGGAAGAACCUUUUAGAGAGGAAGAGGAUGCUGUCUCAAUAAAGGUGAAGGAGGAAGACGUCUUGGGAGUGAAAGAGGGGGAGACAGAAUAUCAGAUUAACACCAGCCCUGUUCACACAGGAGAGAUACAUGACUAUGGUGGAUCCUCUGGGAAGAAGCCUCAACAACAUCCUGAUGCUGACGAGUCCGAGAAGAGUCUCUCCGGAUCAGAACACCAGAUGGACAACGCUAGGCCUUCCUCCCACCCAGAGUCCCCGUGUCAUGCCUCUCCCGGUAGCACCUUACUACUGGGUAUGAAGAAGUUGUCUGUGCUGCUGGUGGACUGCAGGAAAACAACAGGGCUGAGUGGAACUGUGAGAGGAGGAGAAGAGAUGAAAGGAUCAGAUUUGACACAUCAAAGUGGAGGAAGGAAGGAAGCAGCAGCACUAGAGCUUCAGGUGAUCCUGCUGAACUGGAGAUGGUGGUCAGAGUCAGACUCAGAGCAGGAACCUUCCGGUACAACUUAAGAGCACAAACCUAAACAUCUAGGCUUUUUUGGGGGAUUUUAGAUUAAUAUGUGCUUUAUGAGAUUAUCAGUAGGACUGUAAUCUGGGGGCAUACAAUCGAUGACUUGCACAAGUAAUACACGUUUAAGUGUAGGUUAUUUACAAUGUUAAUCUCAUUCUGCAGAGCAACCAGAUGUGCAGAGAGAGAGAGAGAGAGGUUCAGAGCAACCAGAUGUGCA
This is a messenger RNA of Oncorhynchus tshawytscha (Chinook salmon), 1201 nucleotides long. RefSeq lists its product as uncharacterized. The transcript is spliced from 4 exons. Bases 360 to 983 code for a protein of 207 amino acids. NCBI's taxonomy places the organism in Eukaryota, Metazoa, Chordata, Actinopteri, Salmoniformes, Salmonidae. The record is from RefSeq and is a predicted model, not a curated record.